GACCACAGACAUACCGGGCGGUCGGAAGACUCCCGUACCCAUAAACGGGAAGCACGCGAAGGCUGCGGGAGUCGCACGGGUCUCUUGGUGCUGAAACUCCCCAACAAUUAUAUUUCCCAUCGAGGGGAGAGGAGAGGAGAGGAGAGGAGAGGAGGGGGGGAGAUGAUUUCGAUCAAACGCUAACUCGUUUACAGUAGGAAGGCUUGUUGUGUCCCUUUAAUGCGCCUUUCCCCCCGUUUGUCUUUGCCCGCCGGAGUUGGAUUUACGCGCGGCGGACGGCGUGGAGCAGAUUUUGCGCACCGGAGGAACUAUGUAAAGGUUGACCAGGCACCAUCUUAAACCACGGUGGUGUUACCCUCAGACACAGCCAUGAAAUCCAUGCUGGAUGGUGUGGCGGACACCACUUUCCGGACUAUUACCUCUGGUUUACAGUAUCUUGGCUCCAAUGACGCCAAAUAUGACGACCCUGCCGUCAAUGCAGACUUCACUAAGGGCAGCUUCUCUCUUCAGAAGCCCUUGUCCGCCUUCCGUGGCAACGCUUUCCUUGACAAAGUGCCUGCGGAUGAGGAGCUGAUCCUCAAGGGCAUCCCAUUCUUCCCCACCAAUGCCACUGACCUGUUCGGCAACAGGAGUGCAUUCGGGGAUGGGGCCAGCGACCUCCAGUGCGGGGAGAACUUCAUGGACAUGGAGUGCUUCAUGAUCCUGACACCCAGCCAGCAGCUGGCCGUGGCCGUGAUGUCACUGACUCUGGGCACCUUCACGGUGCUGGAGAACCUGCUGGUGCUCUGUGUCAUCCUGCAGUCCCGCACUCUCCGCUGCCGCCCGUCCUACCACUUCAUAGGCAGCCUGGCUGUGGCCGACCUGCUGGGCAGCGUCAUCUUUGUCUACAGCUUCCUGGACUUCCAUGUGUUCCACAGGAAGGACAGCCCCAACGUUUUCCUCUUCAAGCUGGGUGGGGUCACCGCCUCAUUCACUGCGUCCGUGGGAAGCCUUUUCCUGACUGCCAUCGACCGCUACAUCUCCAUACACCGACCCCUGGCCUACAGGCGUAUUGUGACCCGGACCAAGGCCGUCAUCGCCUUCUGCGUGAUGUGGACCAUCUCCAUCAUCAUCGCGGUGCUGCCUCUGCUGGGCUGGAACUGCAAGCGGCUCAACUCCGUCUGCUCAGACAUAUUCCCCCUCAUUGACAAAAACUACCUGAUGUUCUGGAUCGGGGUGACCAGCGUGCUGGUUAUUUUCAUUAUCUACGCCUACAUGUACAUCCUGUGGAAGGCGCACCACCACGCCGUGCGCAUGUUGAGCCGCACCUCCCAGAAGAGCCUGGUUAUCUAUUCGGCGGACGGGACUAAGGUGCAGACCACCCGCCCUGAACAGGCCCGCAUGGAUAUCCGUCUGGCCAAGACCCUGGUUCUCAUCCUGGUGGUGCUGGUCAUCUGCUGGGGCCCAUUGCUGGCCAUCAUGGUCUACGACCUGUUCUGGAGGAUGGACGAUGACAUCAAGACAGUAUUUGCCUUCUGCAGCAUGCUCUGCCUGCUCAACUCCACGGUAAAUCCCAUCAUCUACGCCCUGAGGAGCAAAGACCUGCGGCAUGCCUUCCUCAGCUCCUGCCACGCCUGCAGGGGCAGCGCCCAGCAGUUCGACAACAGUCUGGAGUCCGACUGCCAGAACAGACACAUCAACAUCGCUGCCAACAGGGCCGCGGAGAGUUGCGUCAACACCACUGUGAAAAUAGCCAAAGUGACAAUGUCUGUUUCGACCGAGACCUCUGCAGAGGCUGUCUAAUUGUUGGUGUCACGGCAGAAACUGUGUAAUGGUCACCCUCUCCAAACAAUGCCAUUAAUAAAAAUUAAAAAACAACAACAACAACAACAACAAGUGCAGAGCAAAGGUUUACCAGGGAGGCGUUCCUCUCCUGAGACUAUUGAAUUAAAAACACAUAUAUAGAGGCUUCAGUGGUUAACUACUGUGUUAUUUUAUGCUAGUGUGCCAGUAUACAUAUCGUGUUUCGGUGCCAAAGUGCCAAAUGGUAAUGAAAUGUAAUAAGAACAUCUCCCAGUGUGAACGGGUCAUCAGAGGCCCUCAUAAGUCUGUUGUUCACCAUUGGCUUCGUGAUAUCUGAAUGGGGGGGGGGGGGCGGGGGAGGCAUAUUAUAUAUUUUUGUAUUGUGAAUUCAGGUUCUGGAACAAUAUAUCUUCAUUCAUGGGAUAAGGGGCUACUGACAUAAGUCAUUUAGACGUCAAGGUGUGUGUUACGCCUUAUGGAUAACAAAUCUUUCCGCCUUGGCUUUCUACAGACCGUCAUAUCUCUCACACGUCAUCGGAUACGGAGUUGGGAGUUAUACGCGAUGUAAAGGACGUUGGUAUUGUGAGGUGAUGCAUUCUAUUUAUUAAAAAAAAACAAUCAAGAAUACUGAUUAAUAAAUCAACCAUCACCAAAAAAAAAAGUUUAUUUUCACCU
This is a messenger RNA of Lampris incognitus (smalleye Pacific opah), 2457 nucleotides long. It is a transcript of the gene cnr1, whose product is annotated as cannabinoid receptor 1. Bases 370 to 1782 code for a protein of 470 amino acids. The transcript has 2 exons. NCBI's taxonomy places the organism in Eukaryota, Metazoa, Chordata, Actinopteri, Lampriformes, Lampridae. Gene Ontology annotation, molecular function: cannabinoid receptor activity. Gene Ontology annotation, biological process: G protein-coupled receptor signaling pathway. Gene Ontology annotation, cellular component: membrane. The record is from RefSeq and is a predicted model, not a curated record.